Messenger RNA from Peronospora belbahrii, 822 nucleotides. The record is from the annotation of a GenBank genome assembly. NCBI's taxonomy places the organism in Eukaryota, Oomycota, Peronosporomycetes, Peronosporales, Peronosporaceae.
AUGAGCGUAACAGAUUCAGAGGCGAUCAAAGCGCUGGGAUUGCUCUCAUUUGAGGAGCUGUCUCUGCUUCACGACCAUAAAAUGGCACUCAAGAAGGACCACGCAGCCUAUGUUGAUGCACACCCGGAAAUCAAGACGCUACUAAGUGGUUUCAUGACGGCACUGCUGCUUGAAAAGCCGCAGGACGUCGUAGCUUUUGCAUCAAAACACUUUGCGACCUACAAGUCACUGCCACAUACAGAGCUGGAACCGAUUGUGAUUGCUGGUCCUUCAGGUGUCGGCAAGGGAACGCUCAUUAACUUGCUUUUAGCAGCGUUUCCCAACACUUUUGGAUUCUCAGUGAGUCAUACGACACGUGGACCGCGUGAGGGUGAAGUGGAUGGUGUAUCCUAUCACUUUAUAGAGAAGGAGACGAUGCUCAAGGAGAUCGAGGCUGGUCUGUUCUUGGAACAUGCCCAGGUGCAUGGCAACAUAUAUGGCACUAAUAAACGUGCAGUGCAGGACGUUCAGGAGAAGGGCAAGAUAUGCAUUUUGGACAUUGACAUCCAGGGUGUGCAGCAGGUCAAAAAGGCGGGUCUUUGUGCCAAGUACCUCUUCAUUGCUCCACCUUCCAUGGAAGAGCUUGAGAAACGUUUGCGUGGACGUGCCACCGAAACCGAGGAUAAGAUUCAGUUGCGUGUGAAGAAUGCUGCCGAUGAACUUGUCUUUGGUCAGCAACCGGGUGUAUUUGACGCCAUUCUUGUCAACAGGGUAGUGGAUGAUAGCUUCCGGGAGCUAGUUGUCAUGCUCAAGCAGUGGUACCCAACUGUAGAGCUGAAGUAG